Molecule: messenger RNA, 2616 nt
Organism: Macadamia integrifolia
Lineage: Eukaryota; Viridiplantae; Streptophyta; Magnoliopsida; Proteales; Proteaceae
Product: electron transfer flavoprotein-ubiquinone oxidoreductase, mitochondrial
Exons: 18
Coding region: 188-2149 (653 amino acids)
Biological process (GO): electron transport chain
Cellular component (GO): mitochondrial inner membrane
Molecular function (GO): electron-transferring-flavoprotein dehydrogenase activity; iron-sulfur cluster binding
Source: RefSeq, a predicted model, not a curated record
AUGGAAAUGACAACGUUUUGCGAAGAGUGAGAGUGUCUGACUGGAUAAUGAGAUGGAAAUGACAUCGUUUUGCAGGGUCGGGGUGAAAAUGACUAUGCCUGCAGUUCCCAUGCCAAGGGUUUACGGACAAACUGCUCUCAGUUCCUGAAGAACGUUUCAGUCACCUUAGAGGGAUUGCUAAGCAACCAUGGUUGGAUUCCUAUCCGUUUUCCACAAAUCUAAGACUAGAAUCAGCUUUAGAGUCUAUUCUGCUAUACAACACUCUGCAUCUAAAUUCUGUUACAGACAUGCCCAUCUAUCUAAUUCAAUUAACCCAAUCAUUUCCCCCUCAAUUCGUCCCAAUUUCGGUUCGACAAUAUCUUCUACUCUGUUUUCUGCACUUAGGUAUUUAUCAAAACACCCGAACUUCUCCAAUCUCACAAAAAGAGGAACUGGGUUCUCCUUAUUUUGCGUUUUGGGUGGUGAAUCUAGGAUUUUCUCAUCUGGAACCCUUCUGAACCGGACCAGUUUUAGAAAUCCGAUCAGUAAUGGAAGAUUGAGAAGCUUCAGCUCUGAAUCUUACCGGGAAUCAAUAAACUAUGAUGUUGUUAUUGUGGGAGCGGGGCCUGCUGGGUUGUCAGCUGCAAUCCGUUUGAAGCAGUUGUGCCAAGAAAGAGAUGUUGAUUUAUCAGUCUGCGUGGUUGAGAAAGGUGCCGAAGUUGGUGCACAUAUCAUAUCAGGGAAUGUUUUUGAGCCUCGGGCACUAGAUGAACUUCUCCCUCAAUGGAGACAGGAGGGGGCCCCGAUCAAUGUUCCUGUUUCUGAUGACAGAUUUUGGUUACUUACGAAGAAUCAUGCUUUCUCACUUCCAUGCCCAUUUGAUAAUGAUGGCAACUAUGUGAUCAGUUUGAGUGAGUUAGCACGUUGGAUGGGAAGGAAGGCGGAAGAAUUGGGAGUCGAUAUAUACCCAGGCUUUUCGGCUAGUGAGAUUUUAUAUGAUGGGAAUGACAAGGUUGUUGGGAUUGCAACUAAAGAUAUGGGUGUUGCUAAAGAUGGUUCAAAAAUGGAAAACUUUCAGCGUGGUGUUGAACUGAAAGGGCAUAUUACACUUCUUGCUGAAGGAUGUCGAGGGUCAUUAUCAGAGAAAAUAAUGAGACAUUACAAGUUGAGAGAAAAAGAAAAAGCAGAACAUCAGACAUAUGCUAUAGGCAUUAAAGAGGUGUGGGAAAUUGAUGAAGGAAAGCAUAAACCUGGUUCUGUGCUUCACACACUGGGAUGGCCACUUGACAGUAAAACCUAUGGUGGAUCUUUUUUGUACCAAAUGAAAGAUAGACAGGUUUCCAUUGGCCUUGUGGUUGCAUUGGAUUAUCAAAAUCCUUUCUUGAAUCCAUAUGAAGAAUUCCAGAAAUUCAAACAGCAUCCUUCUAUUAAACCUCUAUUGGAAGGUGGAACUGUUCUCCAGUAUGGUGCUCGUACUCUGAAUGAGGGUGGUUUUCAGUCUAUUCCAUAUCCAGUUUUCCCGGGUGGAGCAAUUAUUGGAUGUUCUGCUGGGUUCCUAAAUGUGCCAAAAAUAAAGGGAACACAUACUGCAAUGAAAUCAGGAAUGCUAGCAGCAGAAGCUGCAUUUGGUGUGAUUAAUGAAAAUACUAGUAUGGAAACAUAUUGGGAGAAGUUGAAGAAGUCAUGGAUAUGGAAAGAACUUUACAGAGCUCGGAAUUACCGUCCGGCAUUCAAGUAUGGGCUGAUCCCUGGUGUGGCGUUUUCUGCCAUAGAGCACUACAUUCUGAAGGGGAGGUCCCCAUUAACAGUGAAACAUGGAAAACUUGAUCAUGAAGCAACAGAUGCUGCAAGAUUACACACUCCUAUUCAAUACUCCAAGCCAGAUGGGUUGGUUUCAUUUGACGUACCAACUUCUCUGUACAGGAGCAACACAAACCAUGAACAUGACCAACCAGCCCACCUUCAUCUGAAGGACCCCAGCAUUCCUGAACUUGUAAAUCUGCCAGAAUUUGCUGGUCCUGAGUCACGUUACUGUCCAGCACGUGUAUAUGAGUAUGUCCCAGAUGAGAAAGGCCAGCAGAAGUUGCAAAUUAAUGCUCAAAAUUGCCUGCACUGCAAGGUAUACAAGGGACAGUGGGUCCACCUCCCCCAAAAUUUGACCACGAAAUGAGUUGCCACUUGGUAGUUAUGGGCUGCCUGUUGUGAACGGCCAAGUGCAACACGCAUUGCACUUCUGACUUCCUUUUUCAGAAGUUAAAGUGGUGGAAAGAGGAGGCCUGCAGUUGAGUUUAUUAUGAUUUGAGUUUGAGAAAUUGGUUGUCCAUUGAGUUUUACUGCAGCUGGAAUGCUAUUACUAAAUUCUACUGAAACUUUGAUGGUAACCUGCUAUGAUUGAGUUAUUUUGGUAAGAAUUGACCGGCAUAUUUUGUGUCUUUUUCUAAAAUAUAUCAAAAUGGUUGAGGUGGAUUAGUAAACUAUCUUAGCAGUCUAGUUGUGAGCUCUGAAAACCCCAGGUAGAGUUACUCCGAUAAGACGAGGCUUUGUGGGUGAUUUUUCAGUUUCCGUUCAAGAUAUUAAUUUUCAUGAAUUUUGACGCUUGAUUAUUCUUGGACAAAAUUAUGAAGUUGGUGAUCUAAA